AUGCUGCGAGUUCCGAAACUUCCGGCGGAAGCCUGGGAUUCGCACGUCCAUGUUAUCGAUGAGGAUGAAUUUCCUUUUAGUCCAAGCCGGCCAUUUACGCCAAAGAGGGCUAACGUGAAUGAUCUUGUCAAGUUCGAAGAUGGCCUUGGCAUCAAACAUGCAGUUAUUGUGGCUGCAUCGAUAUACGGCAAUGACAACCGAAGCAUAAUCGACGCUCUAAAUCGUAUGCAGGGCAAAGGGCGAGGUAUCGCCUGUAUCGACCCCGAAGCGGUUACUGAAGAGGAGCUUGACGAACUUCACCAGGCAGGGGUUGUCGGCGUCCGUCUCAACUUGUGGAGCUUUGGCGCGACACCCGAUAAAGAAUCUUUGAGGCUUACAUUGAACGCCCACGCAGACCGAAUUCGAAGCCGAGGAUGGGUUUUGCAAAUCUUUGGGACGAUGAAUCAGUAUCCGGACAUCUUGUCCAUAACUCCAACUUUGGGAGUCGACGUAGUGAUCGAUCACCUCGGCUAUCCCGACCCGGCAAAUCCACGAUUAGAUCCAGCGGGGAGGCAGGCUAUUUUGCAAGCUCUACAUUCCGGUCAUGCAUGGAUUAAACUAAGCGGGACUUAUCGGUUCCCGACAACACCAGGUCUAGACGAAUAUGUCAGAGAGUUGCUCCAGACAGCUCCAGAAAAAAUUGUAUGGGCGAGCGACUGGCCUCAUGUCGGCGGGCCUCCGAAAAACCCUGGUGGGGACAGGUUUCAGCAACAGGACUUCUUAACUGUUGACAUUCCGAGUUUCAUUGACCGCUGCAUUGAAUGGUGUGGAGGUGACAAAGAGUUGAUAGAGAAGUUGUGGGUUCACAACCCGCGACAUCUUUGGAGGUAUGAAGGCAAGGAUUGA
Messenger RNA from Colletotrichum truncatum, 885 nucleotides. Its product is annotated as tim barrel metal-dependent hydrolase. The record is from RefSeq and is a predicted model, not a curated record. NCBI's taxonomy places the organism in Eukaryota, Fungi, Ascomycota, Sordariomycetes, Glomerellales, Glomerellaceae. Gene Ontology annotation, molecular function: hydrolase activity.